CAUAACUACUCGGCCAAUAGCUUAGGCUUAUUAUUAACUAGCUCUUUCAACUUACUAACCCCUAUAUCUUACUACGCUCUACCAUGUGGCAGAACAGGGUGUGUUCAUCUCCUGCUUUCUCCUUCCCAAUGCUCUCUCCAUCCGGCUCUCUUGCUUAACUUCUUUCUGCCUAGCUGUUGGCCAGUUGCCUCUUUAUUAAACCAAUGAGAUUAAAACAUCUUCACAGUGUACACAAGGCUUAUUCCACAGCAGGUUAUGCUUGGCAUGCCCAAGGCGCUGGGCUGAAUUCUUAGCACUGAAAACAGUAUCCAGGAUACACUGCUUAGCAAAAGAAGUCCCACAUUAUGGACUGCAUGAAUCUGUUUAGGAGGGAUAAUGAUGUAUAUGUUGCAAUGAGUGUUGGCAAAUUCCCUCUAGGCCAUGCUUCUGCUCAGCAAGCUUCUAAUCCAUGCUGGCAACUCUCUACUGUGUGUUCCUUACCAAACAACUUGGUUCAGCGUCUAGUGCAGCCUGCAGCCCAUCUUUCAGAGCUUGAGGUGUCAUCUUCCCCAUGCAGCUUCCCUAGUUUACCCCAUUGCAGGUCUUAUUAGGUUCUUUUUGUUUGUUUGGUUGUUGUUUUUUGUUUUUGUUUCCUUCUCAAAGCAAAAAGAGUCAAUGUCUGGAAAGGAAGAAAAGGCUGAAAGCUUCACUACGUAGUUUUAAAGUUGGUUAAAAAAUCGAUGUGACUAGCUGAAGGGUAGGUGUGUAGAUUCAGCGAACAGUUGACAGCCCAGAAACUCUCAUACUGAUAGUCAAUUGUCACAGCAAAAGGGGACGGAGAUUAUUCAGGGAGGGAAGAAUAAUCUGUACAGCUUGUGUAUCUUAUCAGUCAGCUGGUGCACAAACCACUGAUACCCACGUCCACAUCCACAAAAACGCCCGGUGUUCAUUGCUGUCCUCCCUGACUUUCUUCUUUCAAGUAAGGAUGUACUCGGGAACACGGAACACUUCGCUUUAAUGGCUAAACAAUUUACUAACAUACGGAUCUCUACAGUUAGCCUGGGAACUAUAAGGACCAGGAGGACCCACACAGAUGAAGAGCUGGAGCAGAUGACCUGGAGACGUAGAUCCACCCGCAGCUCAGCUCAGAAUUCACUGUCAGCUCGGCUUCCACUGCUUUUACCGGACGACCAUCGCAGUCGGGAUGAGUGUGGAAAAGGAGUGAGCGCGGGUCGGUUAGCAGCAGCCCGCAAGUACGUUCGCGGGCACCUGCACCUUUUGGGGCAGCUACUCAGCAAACGGACGGCAAUAAAGGGUUGAAAACUCUGGCCCAAUGUCUAUCGGAACCCGAACAACGAUAGUGAGCCGCUACUUAUGUCCUCUCAGGUUUAUUUCGCCGCUCUUGCAGUAGCAGCACAAUCCUCAGGUUGCAGGGAUCCCUGUCCCUUUAAGAGGGCUGAACUUCGCUCCGUUACUUCCGCCCCGAAGUGGCUUGGCGCAGGCGCGUUGGAGAGUAGGGCGAAGCCGUGGGACGCUUUCCCCUUUACAGACGUGGUAACGCCCUGGCGGCCGCGGGCUCGCCCGGCCAUGACGUCACUUCCGGGGCGGAGGACAGCGAGUGGUGCAGUGAGGGACAAACAAAAGGAGGGCGCCGGAGGAGCGCGGCGUCCGGCGGCGGGACUGUGUGGCAGAGGGCCGGGGCUGCCUGCCGGGCGGCUGCGAGCGGCGAGCUCAGGGCAGCAGCAGCGUCCAUGGAGCAAAAGGAAUGCCAGGACCCUGUGCAUCCAGACAGGGACCAGCCUCAGCACCAGCAGCCAACACGAAGAUAGCAGAGCCACCUCAGGGUUAAACCAUGAUCCCGGUGACGGAGCUCCGCUACUUUGCGGACACGCAGCCAGCUUACCGGAUCCUGAAGCCAUGGUGGGAUGUGUUCACUGACUACAUCUCCAUCGUCAUGCUGAUGAUUGCUGUCUUUGGGGGGACGCUGCAAGUCACCCAGGAUAAAAUGAUCUGCCUACCUUGUAAGUGGGUCACCAAAGACUCCUGCAACGACUCCUUUCGAGGCUGGGCGGAGCCCACUUACCCCAACUCUACAGUGGCACCGACUGCCGACACAGGCCCCACAGGGAUCAAGUACGACUUAGACCGCCACCAGUACAACUACGUGGAUGCUGUGUGCUAUGAGAACCGCCUACACUGGUUUGCCAAGUACUUCCCCUACCUCGUGCUCCUACACACCCUCAUCUUCCUGGCCUGUAGCAACUUCUGGUUUAAGUUUCCACGCACCAGUUCAAAGUUGGAGCACUUUGUGUCUAUCCUGCUAAAGUGCUUUGAUUCGCCGUGGACCACAAGGGCCCUGUCAGAGACGGUGGUGGAGGAGAGUGACCCCAAGCCUGCAUUCAGCAAGAUGAAUGGCUCCAUGGACAAGAAGUCAUCCACAGUCAGUGAGGAUGUGGAGGCCACUGUGCCCAUGCUGCAGCGGACCAAGUCACGGAUUGAGCAGGGCAUCGUGGAUCGAUCAGAGACAGGAGUGCUGGACAAGAAGGAAGGGGAGCAGGCAAAGGCACUGUUUGAGAAGGUAAAGAAGUUUCGGACCCACGUGGAGGAGGGGGACAUUGUAUACCGCCUCUAUAUGCGGCAGACCAUCAUCAAGGUGAUCAAGUUCAUCCUCAUCAUCUGCUACACUGUCUACUAUGUGCACAAUAUCAAGUUCGAUGUGGACUGUACUGUGGACAUUGAGAGCCUGACCGGUUACCGCACCUACCGGUGUGCCCACCCUCUGGCCACACUCUUCAAGAUCUUGGCAUCCUUCUACAUCAGCCUGGUCAUCUUCUACGGUCUCAUCUGCAUGUACACACUGUGGUGGAUGUUGCGGCGCUCCCUCAAGAAGUACUCGUUUGAGUCCAUUCGAGAGGAGAGCAGCUACAGCGACAUCCCAGAUGUCAAGAACGACUUCGCCUUCAUGCUGCACCUCAUUGACCAAUAUGACCCGCUCUACUCAAAGCGCUUUGCUGUCUUCCUGUCUGAAGUGAGCGAGAACAAGCUGCGGCAGCUUAACCUCAACAACGAGUGGACGCUGGAGAAGCUGCGCCAGCGGCUCACCAAAAACGCCCAGGACAAGCUGGAGCUACACCUGUUCAUGCUCAGUGGAAUCCCUGACACCGUGUUUGACCUGGUUGAGCUAGAGGUCCUGAAGCUGGAACUGAUCCCUGAUGUGACCAUCCCACCCAGCAUUGCCCAGCUCACAGGCCUUAAGGAACUGUGGCUGUACCACACAGCAGCCAAGAUCGAGGCUCCUGCUCUGGCCUUCCUGCGUGAGAACCUCCGGGCACUGCACAUCAAGUUCACCGACAUCAAGGAGAUCCCACUGUGGAUCUACAGCCUGAAGACACUGGAGGAGCUGCACUUGACAGGCAACCUGAGUGCAGAGAACAACCGCUACAUUGUCAUUGAUGGGCUUCGGGAGCUCAAGCGCCUCAAGGUGCUGCGGCUCAAAAGCAACCUGAGCAAGCUACCACAGGUGGUCACGGAUGUGGGAGUGCACCUGCAGAAGCUUUCCAUCAACAACGAGGGCACCAAGCUCAUUGUCCUCAACAGCCUCAAGAAGAUGGUGAAUCUGACGGAGCUGGAACUGAUCCGCUGUGACCUGGAGCGCAUCCCUCACUCCAUCUUCAGCCUCCACAACCUGCAGGAGAUUGACCUAAAGGACAACAACCUCAAGACCAUUGAGGAGAUCAUUAGCUUCCAGCAUCUGCACCGCCUCACCUGCCUUAAGCUGUGGUACAACCACAUUGCCUACAUCCCCAUCCAGAUCGGCAACCUCACCAACCUCGAGCGCCUCUACCUGAAUCGCAACAAGAUCGAGAAGAUUCCUACCCAGCUCUUCUACUGCCGCAAGCUGCGCUACCUGGACCUCAGCCACAACAACCUGACCUUCCUUCCUGCUGACAUCGGCCUCCUGCAGAACCUCCAGAACCUGGCUGUCACGGCCAAUAGGAUUGAGGCACUCCCCCCAGAACUCUUCCAGUGCCGGAAGCUGCGGGCUCUGCACCUGGGCAACAAUGUACUGCAGUCUCUGCCCUCGAGAGUGGGUGAGCUGACCAACCUGACGCAGAUUGAGCUUCGGGGCAACCGACUGGAGUGCCUACCCGUGGAGCUGGGCGAGUGCCCACUGCUCAAACGCAGUGGCCUGGUGGUGGAGGAGGACUUGUUCAGCACGCUGCCGCCAGAGGUGAAGGACCGGCUAUGGAGAGCUGAUAAGGAGCAGGCCUGAGCAGAGCCUGGAGGAGCAGCAAGGACCCUCAGCGUGCCCUCAGGCCAAGUGGGCAGUUCAGUUCUCCCAGGACUGCUGGACAGCCAGCCGGGUCCAGCCAGGUUCAGCCAUGCAGAACCUGGACCAGGCAUAAGCUGGGCCAGGACAGAAGACAGGAACUGAGUGAGGGGCUGGCCCCUUUUCUCCCUCUGGGACUCAUACACCCAGGGCAGGCACUUGCUGGAGACCGGAAACUCUGAGACUAGUCUCCGAGUACAGUAUUUGGACAAUCAGGGUCUUCACCCUGGAGGCCGUCUCUGCCUCUGGGGCUGAGCUGGCACCAGAGGCCCAGGGACAGUAACUUAGAUUUGGGUAUUUAUUUUGCCACUUCCCAUCUCCUCCCUCCAGAUAACUUAUACAUUCCCAAGAAGGUCUGGGUCUGGGAAGUUUUUAAGAGACCUACAGGGUUUGCCUUUCCUUUCAGGUGAUGCUGACAGAAACAGUGCCCACCCAGACUUAGGCAGAGCCAACCGCAGGACGGUCACCCUAUUGGCACAGGGCUAGGAUCUGGCAGUGAAGCUUGUGGGAGACCAGGCCUCCAGGUGGAAGGGUCAGGCCUGGGGCUUGCCCCAUCAGUUUUUGAAGCAAUUUUAGGGUUUUUUGUUGUUGUUUUGAUUUUUUUUUAAGCUUUGAAAAUGAUGGUUUGGGUAUUAAAAAAAAAAAAAACCUAAAAAUAAAAAAAGACACUAAAGGCCAGUGAGUUGAAGUCUCAGGAUGGGUGGUAUUUCCCCUUGAGCAAAGCAGCAAGACAUUGAAGGAAACUUCCUGUCCCUAUGGUGUGGGCCAGGAUGUUUUCGUAUCUGUCCUGACCUUGGUCCAGCGGAGCUGUUUGUUCUUCUCUUCUCCUGGGCAGGCAGGGCUUUUAUUUUUGUUUGCUUUUAGGGUUUUGUGUGUGUGUGUGUGUGUGUGUCUUGUUAUUUUUCUUCUCCAUGGGUCUUGGCAGACACCCUUUUCAUGACUGUCAGCCAAAAGGAAGGCUCUGGAACUGCCAAGAAGGGAGGAGACUUGGGCUGGCUGAUCCCCAGGGUACCGGUGCUCCAUCCCUUCCUCCCCACCCCCAUGAUGCCACUCAUGCACAGUGUUAAGGAGACUCGAGCAGCUGCUUCCCCCAGACUGUCCCCACAUCGUGUGUCGUGGGUUUGCUCAGUGCCACCACUCGCCUCUGCUGCUGCUUACAUUGGCUGCCACCAUCUGGUCCUGAUUGGGUGCGGAGAGGUCACCUCUGGGAGGGCAGCUUCCAUACUGGGCACCUGGUUUGCACACAGUACAGUUAGCACCUAGUGGUGGUAAGCCACUCAGCUUUAGAUCAGUCACUAGGGUCCCCACUUUAGAAGGGUCCUUGCCUUAGAUCAAUCACAUGGACACUAAGGCACGUUUUAGCGUCUCUUGUCUUAACAGUUAUGUCUGUCUCUGUCCCUUUGUGUUUUCUGCGUCAUGUCAUUGGAUGUAACCCUUGGAAACACUGCACACUAGCCUCUGACAACCAUGAAGCAAUCCGUUACACGUGGGUCUGACUUGUGGACUCAGUUCAAAUAUCAAAUAAAUCUAUAACAAAGUU
Messenger RNA from Alexandromys fortis (reed vole), 5849 nucleotides. It is a transcript of the gene Lrrc8a, whose product is annotated as leucine rich repeat containing 8 VRAC subunit A. NCBI's taxonomy places the organism in Eukaryota, Metazoa, Chordata, Mammalia, Rodentia, Cricetidae. The record is from RefSeq and is a predicted model, not a curated record. The transcript is spliced from 4 exons. Gene Ontology annotation, molecular function: protein binding. The coding region runs from base 1832 to 4252 and encodes 806 amino acids.